AUGGAUGCUUCUUAUCGAAGGAGAAGCCGUGGAGCAGGCAUUGUAACACCAAACGCAUGUACCGAAUGCCGUAGGAAAAGGGCCAAGUGCGAUGGACAAAAGCCAUGUACAAGAUGUGCUUCUCAACUUGCGGAUUGCAUUUACGAGGCACCUGCAAGACAAACAAAAGACGAGAUGAGGUCUGAAAUUAGACGUCUGCAGGAGUAUCAACGACAGAGCAAGAUGAUGCUCGAGGCUCUGGCUUCAGAUGGCGGAGCUGGGGACGUGUUGCAAAUGCUAAAGAAGGGGGAAGCAGUUGAAGAUAUUUCGAGACGACUUGAGGCUUCCAAACUGCCUGAGGCUUCGAGUACCCCAUCCACCACUGCAACAAAGAAUGGGAACUUGACAUCGAGUAUACAUCAGUUGCCUUUUGAGUUUGAAGACUGGCUCGAGCAAUGGGCCAGAGCCAAUCUGCUCGAAAGCGCUUUUCGGCACGAACAGGGAAGCCGACGUCCGUCUCAAGAACUCUUACUCGACCAUAGCCCAACAGACUAUCUCGAAACCUGGACAACGGUAACAUCGGAUCGAACCUUGGUCGAGCAUCUACUAGCCCUAUACUUCUGCUGGGAAUACCCCAUAUUCGCGACCAUCAAGCAGGAGCAAUUCAUGCUCCACUUCUUCACUGGCAACCCAAGAUACUGCUCUUCUUUGCUUGUCAACGCUCUUCUCGCCCUGGCUUGUCGUUUCUCUGAGCGUGCCGGGAACAACCUUGGGGAUGCAUUCUUUGCAGAAGCAACAAGGCUGAUAAAUACAGAGAAAAGACAUGCUUUGACAACAGUCCAAGCUCUAGGUGUGAUGUCAAUCCGUGAAGCUAGCUGUGGCCGGAUCAACGAAAGUGUGUUUCUAUCCGGUCAGUCGAUAAGUCUUGCAAUUGAGAUGGGAUUGCAUGUGGAAACGGAUAGUGAAGAUGAACCCGUCAGAGAAGCAACUUUUUGGGGCGCUUUUUCGUUAAACAAGAUGCUAUCGCUUGUUACCUGUUCACUUCCGCAGACCUCUUACCAGAUCCCACUUCCAGCAAAGCCUGCUAUCAUAGACCGCGACGAGCAAUCGUUAUGGGUCCCUUACACAGAUUAUGGCGAACCAUUGGGUCUCCAAUUCGGUCAACCAUCGAAUCUACGAAGCGUUUAUUGGACUUUCUGUGAACUUUCGGAAAAAGUUUACAAUGCUCUUCACAUCCUCUAUAGCCCGGUCUCUGGAAUGAAUAGCGCUAAAUUAAUAGAACUGUACAAGUUGUAUCUCGAGUGGUAUGAUACCAUCCCUGACAGUCUUCGGCUUGGACAAAAUUCCACUCCGUCAGUCUUGUUCGCGCAUCUAUUCUACCAUUCGGCGACCCUCAUCUUGUUCCAGCCAUUCAUCAAACUCCGCCUGGUGUCCUCGUCCAUCGUCCCCCUCGAAGUAUGCCUCCAAGCCGCAUCCGCAAUCACAGGACUUGUCAAAUCGUAUUCGGAUCUAUACACACUUCGUCUAACUCCAUCAUUUGUGCCCUACUUUGUUUUACAAUCCUCCAUCAUCCACCUCAUUGCCAUCAAGAUGGAUUCUUCAAACAUCGACGCGAGGAUGAAACUCGAACAAGGAAUACGGGAUCUAGAAGCAAUGGGCUCAUGUCAUGGGUUUGCAUUGAGAGCUAUCGAAGCAUUGAGCGUCCUUGCCGUGAGAUGGGAGGUUGAUGUUCAGUUUGCUCAGAACGAAAGCCCGAAUAGUGACCUGAUGGAUUAUUUCUCGGCGGACGUUCCGACUUUGGGCAGGGUGCACAGUAUUGGGUCCGAUUCUGAAGGAGAACCGUUCUUAUUCUCGCCAUUUCCCUUGCAAGGACUUCCAUGUUUAGGAGUUGGGGAGUUGCUCGAGAGGGAUGGCUUUACGAUGCACACGUGGAUUUGA
This is a messenger RNA of Mollisia scopiformis, 1917 nucleotides long. RefSeq lists its product as uncharacterized. Bases 1 to 1917 code for a protein of 638 amino acids. Gene Ontology annotation, molecular function: DNA-binding transcription factor activity, RNA polymerase II-specific; DNA binding; zinc ion binding. The record is from RefSeq and is a predicted model, not a curated record. Lineage: Eukaryota; Fungi; Ascomycota; Leotiomycetes; Helotiales; Mollisiaceae. Gene Ontology annotation, biological process: DNA-templated transcription; regulation of DNA-templated transcription. The transcript is spliced from 6 exons.